GAAGGACGCAAAGAUCUGUACAAGCAUGUCAUGAUGGAGGAUCACCAGCCACCAGUUAGAUCCAAUAAGAGAGCAACGCCGGUGAGAUGCACUAGUCCUCUUCUUCCACAGGAUGAUUCAGAAGAACAUCAAAAUGUUCCGCAGUAUGAUCAGCUUUUGAACAAUAUUAAGGCUGUAGAGACAUAUGUGAGGAGUGAUGAUCAAGAGGACAUUCCUACAGAUAACCACCCAAGUGACUGUACCAGGAGCUCAGAGGAACAUCUGAUGUUGUCAGACUUUAAAACAAACAAUUCUGGUGUCACAGAAGAUACGCGUGAAGAGCAUGCCAUUAUCUCAGAUGUAUCCUCAGCCUUUCACAGCAAAGCUCUAUCAUCUUAUCCUUUGGAUGGGUUCCGAUCUUUUGAUUCAUCACAGACUGUUAAGCAAAGUGUUCAACAUCAAAGAACUGAAGGGGAGAAGGCUUUUUUAUGCUCAGAAUGUGGAAAACAUUUUAACCAUGAAUCACAUAUUGUUAUGUAUAAGAAAAUUUGCAAGGCAUAUCCAUGUUCAGAAUGUGGAAAGUCUUUUAAUCAUAAAUCACAUCUGGUUCAACAUCAUAAAAUUCACACAGGGGAGAAGCCAUAUUCAUGCUCAGAAUGUGGGAAAUGUUUUAACCAUAAAUCACGUCUUGCUAUACACGAGAGAACUCACACAGGGGAGAAGCCAUAUUCAUGUUCAGAAUGUGGAAAACGUUUUAGUGAAACAUCAGGUCUUCGUAGACAUAAGAGAAUCCACACAGGGGAGAAGCCAUAUACUUGUUUAGAAUGUUCCUACAACAUAGGAUCUGACUACACAGUAGUGAAGCAGACCUCUAGUGAGCAUGGUCAGGCCCCGGUAUCUGAAGGACGGGGAGGAAUCCUGAGCCCAAUAUCCAGGCCGACACCUCCCAUCCCGAUACAUGAGAAAGUCAACAUUGAGAAGAUCCUAGAGCUCACCAACAAGAUUAUUGAGCUGCUGACUGGAGAGCUUUUGAACAAUAUUAAGGCUGAAGAUACAUAUGUGAGGAGUGAUGAGCAGAUCAUAGAGGACAUUCCCCCAGAUAACCACCCAGAAGGCAGGAGCAUCACGGGGGUCCACGAUGCCAAACUGGCCAAGAGGGAGGGUUUACCCCGAGACCAGUGGACUGAUGUAAUCGUUCUGUUCCCGGCAUCAGGACUGCAACAGGUCUACUUUUAUUUACCGGACGAGAAAGCAGCAGAUUACAAGAACAUCAAGGGUGAGAUCCUGGCUCGACUGCGGGUGAAUGUGUUGGUCCGGGCCCAGCGGGUGUAUCAGUGA
Bufo gargarizans (Asiatic toad) is the source of this 1317-nucleotide messenger RNA. RefSeq names its product zinc finger protein 397-like. Gene Ontology annotation, biological process: regulation of transcription by RNA polymerase II. Gene Ontology annotation, molecular function: DNA-binding transcription factor activity, RNA polymerase II-specific; RNA polymerase II cis-regulatory region sequence-specific DNA binding. NCBI's taxonomy places the organism in Eukaryota, Metazoa, Chordata, Amphibia, Anura, Bufonidae. The record is from RefSeq and is a predicted model, not a curated record. The coding region runs from base 31 to 1317 and encodes 428 amino acids. The transcript is spliced from 8 exons.